Messenger RNA from Saprolegnia parasitica CBS 223.65, 231 nucleotides. RefSeq lists its product as hypothetical. The transcript has 2 exons. Lineage: Eukaryota; Oomycota; Saprolegniomycetes; Saprolegniales; Saprolegniaceae. The record is from RefSeq and is a predicted model, not a curated record. Bases 1 to 231 code for a protein of 76 amino acids.
AUGUCGACACAAGUGGCGUCCCCGCGGUGCAUCAGCCUCGUCUACUCGAACGAGCUCGUGAAAGCUCGCACCGACAGUGUCUUCCGAAGCAUGCUCCAGCAGCUCUCCGAGAACGACGACGACGACCACAACACGCGUCUCCUCAAGAAGGCGUUGCAGUACCGGAAACGACCGCCGCACGUCAACGUCACCGUCUCGGAUGAUACGGAGACCGCCGCGCCGUGUACCUAG